Marchantia polymorpha subsp. ruderalis is the source of this 2219-nucleotide messenger RNA. NCBI's taxonomy places the organism in Eukaryota, Viridiplantae, Streptophyta, Marchantiopsida, Marchantiales, Marchantiaceae. The record is from the annotation of a GenBank genome assembly.
CGAGAAGGCGAGAAGGUUUCGCUGCUUGCGAUAAUCAGAUCGAGUGUCGCAAAUUGGUCCUUCCCUGCACUGCUGCUCGCGAACCUCUCGGGCGUUCGUUGCUCACCGACGGAGAGACGCAGGCGCGAGGCCACACAGAGCUUGCGCGGUGCAAUCGGCAGGACUCGACUCGGACACACGAGCGAUGGACGCGGCCAAGCUCUCAGAGCUCAAGCUGUUCGUGGGGCAAUGUGAGGCGAACCCGUCUUUGCUGCAGAACCCACAGCUGCGCUUCUUUCGAAACUAUUUGGAGAAGCUCGGAGCCAAGGUGCCAGCUGCUGCCUACGCGAAAAAUGAACAACCAAAGGCAACAGAAUGGGAUAAAGAAUCUGGCGAAGAUAGCGACGCAGACAUGCCAGAACUGGAAGAGCAGUUUGGGUCACCUAAGCAGCCGGACACCAAUCCUAAGGCCUGGGAAGAAGAAAUCCCUGAAGUAGUGGAGUCAGAUCUUGAACUGGAUGAUGAAGGAGUCACUGCUCCGGAUAAUGAACCUCCUCAAAAGAUGGGUGAUCAAUCAAUCGAGGUUACUGAGGAGAUGCGGGAUGCUGCACAGGAAUCGAAGAGCAAGGCUUUGGAUGCUAUGAUGGAAGGCAAAAUGGAUGAGGCUGUCUCUCACUUUACCGACGCCAUUUUAUCGAACCCAACAUCGUCAAUUCUUUACGCCAACCGAGCCAGUGUUUACUUGAAGAUGAAGAAACCCAAUGCCGCUAUAAGAGACGCCGAUGCUGCCAUUAAGAUCAAUCCAGACUCUGCCAAAGGUUACAAGUGGAGAGGGGAGGCGAAAGCUCUCCUUGGAGAGUGGGAAGAAGCUGCAAAGGAUCUUCAUGUAGCUUCCAAAUUAGACUAUGAUGAAGAAAUUGGUGUGAUUUUGAAGAAGGUGGAGCCAAAUGUCCACAAAAUUGAGGAGCACAGGAGGAAGUAUGACCGCUUGCGUAAGGAAAGAGAGGAGAGGAAGGCCGAGAAUGAUAGACAGCGACGCAAAGCAGAGGCACAGGCUGCUUACGAGGCUGCAAAGAAAAAAGAGAAAUCAUCUUCGAGCAGGAGGCCAGGAGCCUCUCCCGGGGGUAUGCCUGGAGGGUUUGGGGGCAUGCCUGGCUUCGGAGGUAUGCCAGGUAUGGGUGGAGGUAUGCCUGGAGGCAUGGGAGGGAUGCCAGGGUUCGGAGGCAUGCCUGGUAUGGGAGGAGGGAUGCCUGGUGGAGGACCCGGAGGUAUCGACAUGAGUAAGAUCUUGAGUGAUCCUGACUUAUUGGCUGCUUUCCAAGAUCCCGAAAUUAUGGCUGCACUGCAAGAUGUCAUGAAGAAUCCAGCCAACCUUGCUAAGCAUCAAGGCAACCCUAAAGUUGCACCUGUGAUAGCUAAGAUGUUCAGCAAGAUGUCAGGAGGUGCUGCCGAUGCGGGCGCAGAAGCAUAGACCAGCAACACGUAGUGAGAGAGGAAGAAGUAGAGGUAGGAUUAGUCCCACUGAUUGUAGGGAUUACUGUUAUAUAGUGCUUCCAAGAUUCAGAAACUUUGGAGUCGGAGUGGGAGGUAUCGUGUGAGCUUCUUUUUAAUAUGGCAUUCGAUUUUCAAAGGAGUUGGAGAGCAUGAAUUCUUAUCUCCCUACAUGCCUACCAGGCUCCGCAUAGAUUCUUCCCAAGUGCCAAUUUCCGCGUCGUUAAUUGUAGAAUUUCAGAAUGAAUACGGAGUAGGACUGUAAAACAAGAGUUUAUCAAUGGAACCAGUUUUUUUUUUCUUCUUGAUCAUGUUGAAGCUUUGCGGAGACGAUUAUUUCAUACCAAUCAGGAAGUGGGAAAGAUGUGCAGGCGUCGUUUUAUACUCGCCAGAUAUAGCAAGUAGUACAAAACGAUCACUCGGAUUGUUGCAAGAUUGAGGCAGGUCUACUCCAUAGGGUCCAUGGAGGUGGAAUCGUAGGCUUACAAGGUAUCUGACUUAGCUACAAUGCCGAGGUCUCAAGGAGAAUGCCAGUCUUUUGAGAACUGAUUGAGGUGUUGCGUCUGUUGUCUGUCUUAAACGAUGGUCUCCUAGCUUGAGCACAUUAACGGUGCUCAGUUGUGGAGUGAUGGAUGUAUCGUUCAUCUGCACAGUGGCAGCACUGGAAGGCUUAGACAGUUGCGUGGCAGCUAGAAUUCGAACGUAGUUACUGUAGGAAAGUGCAGGUUAUGUCGCUGCCUCCCCUUUCC